Molecule: messenger RNA, 2109 nt
Organism: Aegilops tauschii subsp. strangulata
Lineage: Eukaryota; Viridiplantae; Streptophyta; Magnoliopsida; Poales; Poaceae
Product: BTB/POZ domain and ankyrin repeat-containing protein NPR1
Biological process (GO): systemic acquired resistance, salicylic acid mediated signaling pathway; regulation of jasmonic acid mediated signaling pathway; defense response to fungus
Cellular component (GO): nucleus; cytoplasm
Molecular function (GO): protein binding
Source: RefSeq, a predicted model, not a curated record
CCUCCCUUCUGGCGAGCUGCGCGGGUCGCUCCCCCCUCCCUCCCUCGCUCGCUUCGACUUCCUCGCGCCUUCGCGUCCACCAACUGGCCGCCCUCCCGACUCCCGAGCCGCACGCGGCCGCCGCAACAGCAGCGCCAAUGGAGGCCCCGAGCAGCCACGUCACUGCCUCCUUCUCCGACUGCGACGACAGCGUCUCCAUGGGGGACGCGGCGCCGGACGCGGACGUGGAGGCGCUCCGCCGCCUCUCCGACAACCUCGCCGCCGCCUUCCGCUCGCCGGACGACUUCGCCUUCCUCGCCGACGCGCUCGUCGCCGUGCCGGGCGCGCCCGACCUGCGCGUGCACCGCUGCGUGCUGUCCGCGCGGAGCCCCUUCCUGCGCGCCCUCUUCAAGCGCCGCGCCGCCGCCGCCGCCGCUACCGGUUCGUCCGGCGGCGCCGAGGGCAACCGGGUGGAGCUCCGGGAGCUUCUCGGCGAGGAGGUGGAGGUCGGGUACGAGGCGCUGGAGCUGGUGCUCGACUACCUGUACAGCGGCCGCGUCCGCGACCUCCCCAAGUCGGCGUGCGCCUGCGUCGACGUCGACGGAUGCGCCCACGUCGGCUGCCACCCCGCCGUCUCCUUCAUGGCGCAGGUCCUCUUCGCCGCAUCCACCUUCCAGGUCGGCGAGCUCGCCAGCCUCUUCCAGCGGCAUCUCCUUGAUUUCCUUGAUAAAGUUGAAGUGGAUAACCUUCCAUUGGUCUUAUCUGUUGCAAACUUAUGCAACAAAUCUUGCGUCAAACUGUUCGAGAGAUGCCUGGAGAUGGUAGUCCAGUCAGAUCUUGACAUGAUUACUCUAGAGAAAGCAUUGCCUCAAGAUGUUAUCAAGCAAAUUACUGAUUCACGGAUAACUCUUGGAUUAGCUUCACCCGAAGACAAUGGCUUUCCUAACAAACACGUAAGAAGGAUACUCAGAGCACUUGAUUCUGAUGAUGUGGAGCUUGUCAGGAUGCUGCUCACAGAAGGGCAGACUAACCUUGAUGAUGCAUUUGCAUUGCACUAUGCUGUAGAACACUGUGACUCAAAAAUUACAACAGAACUUCUGGACAUCGCACUUGCGGAUGUUAAUCUCAGAAACCCAAGAGGUUAUACUGUUCUUCACAUCGCCGCUAAGCGGAGAGAUCCUAAAAUCGUUGUCUCCCUUUUAACCAAAGGUGCCCGGCCUUCGGAUUUAACAUUUGAUGGAAGAAAAGCAGUUCAAAUCUCAAAGAGACUCACAAAACAUGGGGAUUAUUUUGGGAAUACUGAAGAAGGAAAGCCGUCUCCCAAUGAUAAAUUAUGCAUUGAGAUAUUGGAGCAAGCUGAAAGAAGGGCACAAUUUGGAGAAGCAUCGGUUUCUCUUGCAUUGGCUGGUGACUGUCUUCGUGGGAUGUUACUGUACCUUGAAAACCGAGUUGCUUUGGCAAGGAUAAUGUUUCCAAUUGAGGCAAGAGUAGCAAUGGACAUUGCUCGUGAUGGUACUUUGGAAUUUACCCUUGGUUAUGGUACAAAUCCACCUCUGGAGAUAACAACCGUUGAUCUAAAUGAUACUUCUUUCAAAAUGAAGGAGGAACACUUAGCUCGGAUGAGAGCCUCUCUCAAAACAGUGGAACUCGGCAAACGUUUCUUCCCGCGCUGUUCAAAUGUGCUGGACAAGAUCAUGGACGAUGAACCUGAGCUGGCUUCGCUCGGAACAGAUGCAUGCUCCGAGAGGAAGAGGAGGUUUCACGACCUGCAAGAUACGCUUCUGAAGGCGUUCAGCGAGGACAAGGAGGAGUUUAACAGAACGACAACCCUUUCAUCUUCGUCAUCGUCGACGUCUACUGUAGCAAGGAACUUGGCAGGUCGAACUAGGAGAUGAGCACCCUGGCCAAUUCUUGCCAUAUUGAUAGCUGAUUCUUUUUCUGUCUGAAACUGCUCGCCAGAUCUUUCUUUUCUAUUUAGCGAGUACUAGUAGUGUAGCAUCAUCGUCAGAUAUGAUGAAGCUGUUGGCUUUGGCCCCUGGAAAUCGCUUAGUAAUGCUCUUUUUUGCUUGUAUAGUAACAGUUGUUCAUACAGUAUUUUGUUGAUGGAGCAAAUGGAUCCAUGUAGUAGCA